This is a messenger RNA of Tigriopus californicus, 1698 nucleotides long. RefSeq lists its product as uncharacterized. The coding region runs from base 397 to 1383 and encodes 328 amino acids. Lineage: Eukaryota; Metazoa; Arthropoda; Copepoda; Harpacticoida; Harpacticidae. The record is from RefSeq and is a predicted model, not a curated record. The transcript has 2 exons.
UCAGUUGAUAUUUGUAACCAGUCAAGUUGAUAUCUACAACCCGCCUUGUCAUCAACUCCGGCUCAAUCAAUAAGCCUCCACUGUACAGUAAGGUCCAUUAUCGUAAAUAUAUUAACCUCUGCUUUUGGAACACUCCAGCCUUGAUUACUUUCGUCAUCGGUCAAUUCGGAGUCGUUAUCCCGUUUCAUCACAAAAUUGGCGCAGUUGGUAGGAUACCGACUCAGCCAUUUCUCAAGACCCCGAGUUUGUGGAAAUCGAAGAAUUGACCCCACCGAACGGACAUCAUCAUGCCCAGGUAGUACACACAUUCCAAAAUUGUGUAUCGUCCACGAAAUAGUUCGUCGAUCCUAGCCCCAGCCACCCGACUACAAGUACAGGUUCACUUCAAUCAUCAACAUGGCACACGUAGACGAGCAGGACGUAGUUAUUCAGAAAAUACGAGAAAUGGAAGGCGAAAUUAACGCACUCAGACAACAGAACCGUAAUCUGAAACACGAAUUUGAGAAUGUCCAACUUGGUCAGGCCAGAGGCCAUGCCCAACCUAAUGACCAAUUGCGAAUUAGCCUACCCAUUCUAAACAAAACUACAGACAGAGACUAUUACCGCUUUGAAACCACAGCCAAAGCCGUUGCUUCAGCCAAUGGAUGGACUGAUCAUCAAACGAUCAAAGCCGUGAUUGUCAGCGUGAGAGAGGAAGCACUAGAUUUGCUUCGACCUGCAAUCCGUGAUCCAUCGGUCUUUAGAACCAUCAACGACUUUUGGAAUCGUGUUCGUAAGCAAUUUGUCUCUCCUGCCCAUCAACAGAUAGCCCGCACAGAGUAUCAAAGGAGACAUCAGAGACCACGGGAGGACAUCAGUACCUUCCACACUCAACUCCAUCAACUAUGGGAAGAUGCCUAUUUAGAAGGAGAUGAGCCUUGGAGAUCUAACUUACAGAUGCCAGAACCUUACACAGGAGCACGAGCCGACCCAACAGGGUACCGAUCAGUUAAGCUUAUUAAUCAGUUUCUCACAGGCUUGACGGACGACGAGGUCCGCAAGAGCAUCAAGGAUGCAGCCAGCCUUGGGCACAGUAUCACUACAUACCCAGACGCCCUCACGCGAGCACUUGAAUUUUCCGCUAAUAAGGAACAAACUCGCAUGGAAAAAAGACGAUUAAUGGCUGAUCAUGGUCCAUCAUUCACACAGCGCAAACCAGAGUACUUCCAACCCCGUGAUCGAACGGAACCAAUGGAAGUAGGGAUUAUCCAAACUCAGUCUUCAGCCGCCCCAAAAUGGUGUCGCUACCACAAGAGGAAGUCUCACAACGACGAAGAGUCCCUCGCCCAGCAGCGACGGCCACCCAAAGAGUCACGGGCACAUGACCAAGCAAGGAGAGGAUGAGCAGCCGCCCGCACCCUCCUUUGAACAAUGGAACGAACAAGAAGCUUCGGAACCACACAAUUUCUUUGUCGAUUCCCAUGUCAAUCUCGUCAAUCGGAACCCAGCGAACCAAGUACCCGCCUUCAUCAAAGUGAAGAUUGGGAAGAGUAUCACACAUAUGCUAGUGGAUACUGGUAAACUGACAUACAAUUAAAUUGAUCACGAAUUGUUCCAGCGAGCAUACCCAGAUCCCGCUAAGCGCCCUAGUAUCAAGCCGCAAACCGCCCCGGUCACUGCCGCCGGACUCCAGCCACUGCAAGUAGUGGGAAUGUCCAA